AAUUUGGUAGUAAUAGUAGUAUUUGAAAAUGGGACAACGUCAUAGUAAAUUGGCUCCGAAAACUUUAGCCGAGCUGAGAGAUCAGACGAACUUCACUGUGGAGGAACUUAAUGAGUGGUACAAAGAAUUCAGAAGUAGCUGGCCGAAAGGAGCCCUGACAGUGGACGAGUUUAAGAAGGCCUACUCCACUUUCUUCCCGCUAGGGGACGCCUCGGAGUUCGCCAAGCACGUGUUUCGGGUGUUUGACCAGAAUGAUGAUGGUUUGCUGGACUUCCGGGAAUUCGUCUGCGGGUUUAGUGUCGUCCUGAGAGGAAGUGUUGACGACAAACUGUCCUUCAGCUUCCAAAUCUACGACAUUAACGGCAACGGAUUUAUCACCAGAGACGAAAUGAAGGAGGUGCUUUCUGUACGUAUAAAGAUUUAGCUAAAAUUUGAACUUCGUUGCAUCUUGGUCUUUGCAGCAUAUUUGAAAAUUUACCGCGAGAUAGUAGAUCAUGCAUGCAGUUGUAUC
This is a messenger RNA of Saccostrea cuccullata (small rock oyster), 511 nucleotides long. Its product is annotated as hippocalcin-like protein 1. NCBI's taxonomy places the organism in Eukaryota, Metazoa, Mollusca, Bivalvia, Ostreida, Ostreidae. Bases 29 to 424 code for a protein of 131 amino acids. The transcript has a single exon. Gene Ontology annotation, molecular function: calcium ion binding. The record is from RefSeq and is a predicted model, not a curated record.